GUUUAAACACUGAGCACUGAAACACUGUUGUUACCACUAUCCCCUCAUCACUUGAUAUAUAUAUAUAUAUAUAUAUAUAUUUUUUUUUAAAAUCAUUUUUAUAGCAAAGACCACCACGAUUUUUUCAUUUUUUACCCCCAAAUCACAUAUAACACAACUCACUCGUUUUAUAUUGGAUUUCUGCUUUCCCUCUAAGUGUGGACGCUCCUGCCUUCACUCCUCACAAGGAUCCACAGUCACACACCUCAAAUUUCUCCUUUGGAUACACCAUCGACAAUUCGAAAUGACUCCAGUUCCGGUUCGGAUCACCCUGCUCCUGGUGUUUUGCUCCGGUUUGUGCAGCGCCAUUCAGUGGCUCGGUCUGACAAUAAAUGGCAGUUCAGUGGCCUGGAAUGAGAGCGAACACUGUAGAUUGUUGGAACGUCUCGUCCCUGAUCAGAUCCAACUCUGCAAGAGGAACUUGGAGCUAAUGCACAGCGUUGUUAAUGCUGCAAAGCAGACCAAAAUGAUUUGCCAGUUGACCUUUUCUGACAUGAGAUGGAACUGCUCGUCCAUUGAAAGUGCACCACACUUUACCCCUGACUUGUCAAAGGGAACAAGAGAAUCUGCCUUUGUUUAUGCUUUAGCGUCUGCUGCUCUGAGUCAUUCCAUUGCUCGUGCCUGUGCUGCUGGUGAUAUCCCAACAUGCUCUUGUGGAGCCCCUCCAGCUGAGGUUUCUGGACCAAGUUUCCGCUGGGGCGGAUGUGGAGACAAUUUGCGCUAUGGCUUGCAAAUGGGUUCUGCCUUUGUGGAUGCACCCAUAAAGUCGAGCAGAUCAGGAACGCAGGCUACAAAGUUCAUGAACUUGCACAACAAUGGAGUGGGGAGACAGAUACUCAUUGAUUCUCUUGAAACAAAGUGCAAGUGCCAUGGUGUUUCUGGAUCUUGCUCUGUGAAGACCUGUUGGAAGGGACUCCAGGAUUUAUCCAGUGUUGCUAAUGAAUUGAAGUCAAAGUAUCUGGCUGCAACCAAAGUAAUAAACAGACAGAUGGGAACUCGAAAGCAGCUGGUUCCUAAGGAGCUGGAUAUCAGGCCUGUCAGAGACUCUGAACUGGUCUAUGUGAACAGCUCUCCGGACUACUGCACCAGCAAUCCGAAGCUGGGCUCCUAUGGAACACAGGACAGAUUGUGUAACAAGACCUCAUUGGGAAGUGACAGCUGUAAUUUGAUGUGCUGUGGCCGUGGGUAUAAUGCUUACACAGAAACCAUUGUGGAGCGUUGUCAGUGCAAGUACUACUGGUGUUGCUACGUCACCUGCAAGAAGUGUGAGCGGAUUGUGGAGAGAUAUGUCUGCAAGUAAUUCCAUUAUGGGUUUCCCGCAACACACAAUGAAAUUGCCAAAUUACAUGGUAAUCACAAGCUUCGUAACUCAGGGAUUGUGACUUAAAAGUUCUCUUGAUGAAAUGCAGAGGGCACCUUUUAAAGCAGCUGGUCUGAAGUGCACACUAACAAGAACUUAUUCAUCCCAUAGAGUAGUUGAAUGCCCUGGGCAGGUGAGCUUAUAGUGCUCAAGAGCUGAAGGCCCAUGAAGUGACAAUUUUUUUUAUUUGAAAAAGGCUAGCCGCCUUCCUUCUCUCUGACACUCAAGAAACCAAAGCACCACUGGAAGAGUGCGCAUGAUCCCAAGGAAGUUUGCCUUCCUUCGUGCUGAGGUGGUGUGUUUUGACUAAUGCUCCGCUGGAAGGAGUUUGUGGAAAUUGGUGCCAGAACUUUGUAAUGCAAUUGGUAACCUUUAUCCAUUUUUGACUGCAAAAAUGUAAUGUACUUGUAAAUACCUGUAAAGACUAAACUGUGGACCAUGGCAUAGAUUUACUGUAACAAUUUUGCUAAAGCUGUAAUUUAUAUAUUUUUUUAAUAAACCUGUUUUUGC
Pelobates fuscus (common spadefoot toad) is the source of this 1909-nucleotide messenger RNA. RefSeq names its product protein Wnt-11b-like. Gene Ontology annotation, molecular function: cytokine activity; frizzled binding. The record is from RefSeq and is a predicted model, not a curated record. NCBI's taxonomy places the organism in Eukaryota, Metazoa, Chordata, Amphibia, Anura, Pelobatidae. Gene Ontology annotation, cellular component: extracellular region. Gene Ontology annotation, biological process: cell fate commitment; multicellular organism development; canonical Wnt signaling pathway. The coding region runs from base 284 to 1339 and encodes 351 amino acids. The transcript has 5 exons.